UUUACAGUCCAAAACGUUCUCUGUUGUCUGGGCAACCGAUCAUUUUUAUAUCACAACCAAGAUGAACGAUUGAAACCCGGAUCCAGCAAGCUAACCCCAAAUUGCAGCGACGAUUGUAACAAUGGACGUAUAUCCUAAAAAAAGGGAACGAGAACAGCGUCUGCCAACCGGAAACACGGGCCAGGACCCAGCUGCGACAACCGCUUUUCAGAUCUUUCAAACCGGAGAUGCUGGUCAGCUUCCCACGCUGGCCGGGACCGGAUAUAGGCCUAGGUCCAGCAUUUGUGAAACCUACAUGGCCUUAGUUGGAACAAGUUCUGAAUUUGAAGGUGGAAAGCUACCACCCAUAUCAACUUUUUUUAACGAACUACUUUAUAAAGUUGUGUCAGCGGAGGAUCGUGGCAGCGGGAUCAGGUCAGAAACUGUCCCUUCAGGUUCAUGUCCAGAAGCAGGUUCUCAGGUCAGUGCAGAGCAGCUGCUUUCAUCUGGGGACCAAAUAUUCCUGCUCCAAGUCACCGAGAAGCUGCAUAAGAGACAGGCCUGUCCAGCUGGAGGAGAAAACAGGCUGAAGCCAGAUCCAGUCGACCCCACCCACUCACUCGGAGGUGAUGCACCGGUCACCACUUACACCAUCCCGCCCACGGAGGAAGAUCUGAAGCGGUUGCAGUCUGGCCAAGACAAGAAUGGACACAUUAAACGGCCACCAAAUGCCUUUAUCGUGUGGUCUCAUAUCCACCGAAAUGCCCUGCGUAAAACCCGCCCUAGAGCCAACAUGUCUGACAUCAGUAUUGUGCUGGGCUGUGAGUGGUCCAAGCUCAGUGAGGAACAGAAGGGACCCUACUAUGAAAUGGCUCACAAACUGAAAUACAUGCAUAGGCAGCAAUUCCCUGAUUAUGAGUUUCGCCCCCAGAAGAAGAAAGACAUAGAGUGUUUGUCCUCAGGGCAGGGAGCAGGACAGGACCCUGGCGCUUCCUUUUCUCCAGUUCAGUCCCAGUUGCAGGGCCCCAGCAUGUACCCAUAUCCUGCCAUGAGGGCCCACAGAGUCAGCUACUGCCCAGCUUCUUGCCCAUAUCAUCGAAUGGGCCCCUACUCCAGGGUCCAGUCCAACUGUCCAAGGUUUUUUUAUGGAUACCCAAAUGUCUACAGCUCAAUGGAGGAAGUGAGGAAUUACCACAACACUCUGCAUCGAACCGCAUCAGAAAGCAUUGAGCAGCCGGAUGUUGUCUCCAGUCAGCAGCUUUCAGUCAACAACAACACAAAGUGCAAAUAUGAGCAUGAUGUUGAUGUUGUUGGACUGCUCUAGGAGACAUUAAGCACACACAGGGCAACACUUUUAGCGAUAUUAGCAGCAUCUUUAUUUUAAUUCAUGGCCAAAUAAAUAAAAUGUUCUGUGACUGUACCUG
Etheostoma cragini (Arkansas darter) is the source of this 1403-nucleotide messenger RNA. RefSeq names its product transcription factor SOX-2-like. Lineage: Eukaryota; Metazoa; Chordata; Actinopteri; Perciformes; Percidae. The record is from RefSeq and is a predicted model, not a curated record. The transcript has 4 exons. The coding region runs from base 122 to 1303 and encodes 393 amino acids.